This is a messenger RNA of Symbiodinium natans, 2253 nucleotides long. NCBI's taxonomy places the organism in Eukaryota, Dinophyceae, Suessiales, Symbiodiniaceae. The record is from the annotation of a GenBank genome assembly.
AUGCCUUCCAGAGAUGAUAAUUAUGACUUCAUCAAAGUCAUUGGCAAGGGCGCAUUUGGAAUCGUGGAGCUGUGGCAGCAGCGCUUCAGCGAUGAGAAGCUUGUUGCCGCAAAGCGCGUGCAUGUCGGCGAGAUGACGUCGGAAGAAAUCGAGCGCACGAGACAAGAAGCUCAAGUGUUAAAAUCGCUGCAGCAUCCUCACAUAGUGAAGUACAUGGGCAGCUGGGUAAGCCGACAAAAGGAGGACCUAAUCAUCAUCCAGGAAUACUGCGACGGCGGAGACCUUGCCCACUUCAUCUACUACAAGAAGAAAAGCAAAGAGCAAAUCUCCGAAGAGCUGGUGAUACAGUGGCUGGCGCAGCUGACCCAUGCUUUGCAGUACUGCCACAAGAAGGCUCGUAUCCUCCACCGCGACUUCAAGCCCUCCAACAUCUUCUUGUCGGAGGAUUUGCAGGCUGUGCGUCUCGGCGACUUUGGCAUCGCGAAGAACUUGCGCUCCACUGCCAGCCUUUGCCAAACAGUUGUCGGAACGCAGGCCUACAUGAGUCCUGAGCUCACACGAAUGCAGAAGUAUGGGCCAAAGACCGAAGUCUGGAGUCUUGGAGCCACUCUCUACGAAGUGUGCACACACAAGAAGCUGUACGAUAGCCCAGACAUCCUGGAACUUGUGGAGAAAAUCUCGAGCUCUUCCGAGGCACCCAGGUUGUCACCGGACUUGGGCUACUCGACGGAACUCCAGGACAUGUGCUCAGCGAUGUUGGUGAAAGACCCAGUCGCGCGACCAACGCUGAGCGAUUUGCUGACGGAUCAUGCGAUGCUUCGGGUCACCGUCCUGCAGCUCGAGCGCAGCAUGUGCUGGGAAGAAUCCCUUGUCCCAGGGCAAGAUCCAGACCUUGAGGUUUCUUUGGAGGCGCAGGACAAGCUUCGGGCGCUCUUCAAGAAACACAGCACGGAUGGACGCCUGAGCAAGGCAGAGCUUGCAAGCCUGCUGCACAGGUUGCAUCCCAAAUGGGACUCGGGUGUUGCGCGGAUUCUGCUGAAGGCAGCAGACGAGGAUGGCGACGAUAGCUUGGAUUAUGAGGAGUUUCUUAGCUGGCUUCUAGCAGGCAACAAUGAGUGGAACCCAAUCAAGCAAGCCAUGAUGCUUUCAACAGAUGACGAAGAUCCAGAGCCGCGCGUGGACCGAAGCAAGACCGAGGAAGCCUCACCACAUGGUGAGAAAUUUGCAGCGCUCGCUGCCCAUGCACGCGAGCGAUUGCUUAAGCCGACAUCAGAAGAGAGGGCCUCGCUGUCCCUGAAAGAAGCUGCAGCCAUGAAAGACUUAGUGGAGCUGGCUCGACAGCACAAGGAGCUCACUGAUCUGUUGCAGCAGUUUCCCUUCGACCUUGAGGCCGAGGCGAUGUCAACGGUCGACUUUUCGUCGUGGUCGAUCAGCCGCCUGAAGGAGUACUUGACAUCUCAUGGUGGUUCCUUGGAGGGAGCUGUCGAGAAGGUUGACUUGGUAGAGCGUUGUCAGCAGCUUCACCGUGAGCAGAACCAGCGUGCGGAGGUCGACGAGGAAGACUUGGCAUAUGCAGAACGCAUAGACGCACGCCUCAGGUGCCUUCGACUCUUGCAAGACCAGCAGGAGCCUGAUCCAGUGCAGCUCGCCAUUGCGCUCCGGCAAGCACAGCGCCUGCUAGUUGAAGAGCCAUGUGUCACAGCAAUCCUCACCCACUCGCAACGUCUUGGAAUGCGAGCGGAAGACAAGUUGAAAACUGCAAAAACUGUGCCGGAGAUGGAGCAAGCCUUGGACCUCAUGGAGGCCGUGAAAGACGUGAAGCUACCCGACGGACGUAUCAACUGCGUAUCGUCAACGGCCCUAGAUGAGGCCAACUCACGUCUACAAGGCGUGAGGAGUAAAGAGGACAAGAUCGGGGUCCGAUCACUUUGUGGACCUUUCGUCAAGACAAGCUCGAUCAAAGGGGACUCCACACUGCAGCAGGCAAAGCUCCAGCUUGCACAGGUAUGGUGUCGACCGGUGGAGUCCCUGGACUUCUUUGCGGCGGAUGGCGCGCCGCUGGACUCGGAGGAGAAGUGGCAGGAUCUCAUUCGGGGCGUCCAGUCUCUGGAGCUUAAGUUGGUAUUGGAUAGAGGCAGGCUGGGUCGCAAGGGAAGCAAGGCAGGAUUGAAGCCCAAAGAUCCCAAAGCCAAGCUCGCAGCAAAGAAGUCGCUCGCUAGCCUUGCAGCCUCCACCAGCCCAUGGCGAACUUGA